AUGCCCCACGGUACACGGAUUGCUCGGCAGUACAACGUCGCGAAGUUGCCUGACGUCCUUGGAAAAGCCGAUGAACUUCGGACCGACUACCUCAUGCACCACAGGAUUGAGGACGCAAUGCAGAAGUUUGACUCAAGCCACGAGAUCGGCGCCAGGCUCCCCAAGCUCGGUGAGCGUGUGCUCCCCGCCCCCCUUCCUGUCGGGGAAGCGCUUGUCGACGCUCUCUUGCCCACGACCAUUAGGCGUCGAAAGCAGGACUUUCUGACCAGACCCGAGAACAAGAACUGUCUGAUUCGCACGUAUCUUGGCCGGCGUCACACGACCAAGGCGCAGAACAGAAUCCAGAACCUGAAACUACAGAACUUUCCCCUCCACGUCAAUGAGAUGGAGCAGCUGGGCCUCGACACAGCCCAUUUUGCGAGCCUCAUGGCCAAUAAUUUGGCCAUCGUUCACUGUGGUGCAAUGGUUAACGGUAACGAUGUCGAGUUUAUCUUGGGAAGCUCUCCCGCCCAGAUCAGACGUGUGCCCCCGGAGGAAGCUGAGGUCAUGACCUCGCGGCAGAUGUGCGACGCCAUCAAAUUCGAAUUCAACCACCGGGCCAUGGCAAUGUGGCUAAUCGACUUCAAUCAGACGAUCAAGGCGGCAUCGACAAGCUUGCCAAGGCUUUCCAUCUUCAAUGCCUCUUACUACCCUCGACAAAACCAGCCGGACGAUCUCGAUAAGGAGCUUUGGGGUAUCUUUCGCAAGGCCUACCUCGACAUGAGCCACAGGGUCACUGAGAGUUCCGGCCCCGACACAUUUAUUGCACGCGUGGAGAUGGAGAGGAAGGAGGAGAGUAUUGAUAACCUUUUCUAG
This is a messenger RNA of Colletotrichum graminicola M1.001, 855 nucleotides long. RefSeq lists its product as uncharacterized. The coding region runs from base 1 to 855 and encodes 284 amino acids. The record is from RefSeq and is a predicted model, not a curated record. Lineage: Eukaryota; Fungi; Ascomycota; Sordariomycetes; Glomerellales; Glomerellaceae. The transcript is spliced from 3 exons.